Molecule: messenger RNA, 2554 nt
Organism: Pollicipes pollicipes
Lineage: Eukaryota; Metazoa; Arthropoda; Thecostraca; Pollicipedomorpha; Pollicipedidae
Product: heterogeneous nuclear ribonucleoprotein R-like
Molecular function (GO): RNA binding
Source: RefSeq, a predicted model, not a curated record
UCCCGGCAAGAACGCGCACCGGCGGCGUGAUAGUGCCGCCAUAUUUGUUUUCGGGCUUGAAAAUUACUGAGAGGUGUUUUCCGGCCGAAAUUUCUGACAUAACAUCAUGGCAGAAGGAAAUGGAGAUGCCGCAGUCAAAGAAGAACCAACAACUUCCAAUGAAAGAUCUGAAGACUUUCAAAAAUUAGUCGAGCUUGGCCUCAAUGAAAAAGUUGCUGUGAAACUUGAUGAGAUCUACAAAACAGAGAAACUUAUCCAUGCUGACCUUGAUGACCGUGCACUGGAUGCACUCAAGGAGUUUCCAGUGGAUGGAGCAUUGACUGUUCUGAAGCAGUUCAUGGACUCAAACCUGGAGCAUGUGUCCAACAAAUCUGCUUAUCUCUGCGGGGUAAUGAAGACCUAUCGACAAAAGAGCAAGGCACAAGGCCCAGCCUACCCUGCCACUCAUGGCCCAGAUGAAGACAAGAUCAAGGCGAUUCUCGAUCGCACUGGCUUUACCCUGGAUGUCACUACUGGCCAGAGGAAGUAUGGGGGUCCCCCACCAAACUGGGAGGGGAAGCAGCCAGGCUCCGGUUGUGAGGCAUUUGUUGGAAAGAUCCCCAAGGAGCUGUUUGAAGACGAGCUCAUUCCACUCUUCGAGAAGUGCGGAGAUAUCUGGGACCUCAGACUGAUGAUGGAUCCGAUGAGCGGCCAGAACAGAGGCUAUGCCUUCGUUACAUUCACCAACGAAGAAGGUGCAAGGGAGGCUGUGAAACAGCUCGACAAUUACGAGAUCAAGGGGAAGACACUCAAAGUCAAUAUCAGUGUACCCAAUCUGCGCCUUUUCGUGGGAAACAUUCCUAAAUCUAAGGGCAAAGAGGAGAUCCUGGAAGAGUUUGGCAAACACACAGAGGGCCUGGUGGAUGUCAUCAUCUACAGCUCUCCUGAUCAAGAGAAAAACCGGGGGUUCUGUUUCCUGGAGUAUGACCACAAGGCGGCCUCUCUGGCCAAACGUCGUCUGGGGAGUGGAAGAAUCAAAGGGUCUGGAAGCUGUGACGUGAUCGUUGACUGGGCUGACCCCCAGGAGGAGCCGGACAAGGAGACCAUGGCCAAGAUCAAGGACUACGCAUUCAUCCACUUCGAAGAAAGGGAGAACGCGUUGAAGGCAAUGGAGAGUCUGAACCAGUCGGAGCUGUGCGGGUCAACUAUCGAUGUGUCGCUGGCGAAGCCACCGUCUGACAAGAAGAAAAGGAAGAAAUGCUCCGGAACCGGGAGAAGAGAAUGAUGAACAUGAUGUCUCAGCGAGGGUUCCCGAUGUUUGCACCGGGCUUCGGUGGAGGCCACCGUGGCUAUGCGCGUGGUAUGGGUGGUGGCCGGCCACCGAUGGGCCGUGGAGACUACGAUGUCGAUUAUGAUUACGAUUACGACAUGUACGGAUAUGGAGAUUAUCGAGGUGGCUACAGCGAUCCAUAUUACGACGAGUACUCUAACGACGAUUAUUAUUACGAUUAUCCGGCAAGCUCUCCGGCUCCCCGUGGAAGGGGCAAACCUCCAAUGGCUGGCCGUUCCCGUGGGGUUAUGGGGCCUCGUGGGCGCGGCGGUGGCCCGGUGCCGCUUCGUGGGACUCCUAUGGCCAGGGGUACAGCAACUGGUCGUGGAAUGGCCAGGGGCAUGCGCCGUGGGGUGGGCAGAGGGGUCGCCAGGGGAGCAGGCUUACCAGGUAAGAGGAAGUUCGAUGGAGGACAUCAAAUCCAGGGGGAGUAUAAACGGCGCCAACCAAACAGCAACUGGGGAAGCAAUCCCAUACCGCAGCAGCCACUGCACAACAACGGCUACCGGGGCCGCGGCAAUCACGAGUUCUACAUGGACUCGUACGGCGAGCAUUGGUAGCGGGGCAGUGUGCUCGCGGAGUUCGUCACUUCCGCCUCGAGGUCGGCGUCAUCGGACAUCAACAGUGAGCAGCGAGCCGGCUCAGCUCAGGGUUCGUGCGACCAGAUCUCAAGCGAGUGAACGAAGUGACAACAGAAGACGGCGUCCUGGUCGGGGAGACCGGCGACCGGAAACCAAGCAUUGAGACUGUCCAUCGACAGAGUGGCCAUUCCAUCUCUAGGCCGGAUCAUCUUAAGUGAUCGCCAUUUGGUAUAAACGUCAGAACAUUUUCACUUCAAAAAGCGCUCACUGAAGCAGGCUCCUGUACUGGGUUUGUUGUUCUGAAGAAAGGAAUCCCCAUUUCUAGGUAGUGCAGUCGUGGAAACAACGGGAUUUUGGUUCUUGUUGGCGUCCAUCGCGCUUCAGCUGCGAUAUUGUUUCACGUGUGCUGUGUUGCCGUGCGCUGUCCAACCGUCAUGCAUUUGAACUGUACAUAAUGUGUAUGCGUGCUCAGUGCCCUUUACUAUACUUGUCGCUUACGUGGUGUCUUGCGGCCGCUAGCUGAUUGAUUCGAGACGUCUUUUUUGGCCUGGUUUCUCUUUCCGGACUCUGCCGCUGGCUACAGAUGCGAUUUUUACCUUUAGAACGUUAUCGACACCGAGAACUAUUUCUUUCAUAUGGGAGAGAAUACAUCGGGCACACGGUG